GGAAACGUCCGUCACUGAACACUUUCCUCCCUUUUCCGCGUGUGUCGGCUUUCUAAUGGCUUCACGUAAAGAAUCAGCUUCAGCGGCUACCCCCGGGAUGGCUUCUACAGGCGGCACUUUGGACUCUCCUGUCAAACAGAUCCAGAUCGAGGGUCUAGUGGUGCUGAAGAUUAUCAAGCACUACCAGGAAGAGGGCCAGGGCAGCGAGGUGGUGCAGGGCGUACUGCUGGGCCUGGUAGUGGAGGACCGGCUGGAGAUCACCAACUGCUUCCCCUUUCCGCAGCACACUGAGGAUGAUGCAGACUUCGAUGAAGUCCAGUACCAGAUGGAGAUGAUGCGUUCUCUGCGUCAUGUCAACAUAGACCAUCUGCAUGUGGGCUGGUAUCAGUCCACCUACUAUGGCUCUUUUGUCAGCCGAGCGCUGCUCGACUCCCAGUUCAGCUACCAGCACGCCAUCGAAGAGUCAGUUGUACUCAUCUAUGACCCCAUAAAGACGGCACAAGGCUCCCUCUCCCUGAAGGCCUACAGGCUCACCCCCAAACUCAUGGAGAUCUGCAAAGAGAAAGAUUUCACACCUGAGGGCUUGAAGAAGGCCAACAUUGGCUUCGAGCAUAUGUUCGAGGAGGUGCCCAUUCUCAUCAAGAACUCUCACCUCAUCAACGUACUGAUGUGGGACCUGGAAGACAAGUCCACGGUCGCCGACAAGCACGAACUGCUCAACCUCUCAAGCAGCAACCAUUUGGAGAAGAGCCUUCAGCUUCUGAUGGACAGAGUGGAUGACAUGUGCCAGGACAUUGUCAAGUACAACACCUACAGCCGUAACCUGAGUAAGCAACAGCAGCAGAAACACCAGUACCUCCAGAGGCGGCAGCAGGAGAACGUCCAGCGACAGAGCAGAGGGGAGCCCUCGCUGCCUGAAGAGGACAUCAACAAAAUGUUCAAGCCCCCUCAGCCUCCACCACGCAUGGACACGCUGCUUAUUGCAGGGCAAAUUAACAACUACUGCGGGAACGUGAAGGAAUUCACCUCGCAGAAUCUCGGGAAGCUGUUCAUGGCGGAGGCUCUUCAAGGCCACAACUAGAGGAAAGAACCAUGGUGAAGAAAUCUCUGAGGAGGGAAAGUUUACACAGAGGGCGGAUAAAGAAAGGUAACAGAGAUGCAAAACCACCUGAAGACGACUGGAGGACAACAACACCGUUAUUUGUUUUCUAAGAUUAUUCAUUGUUUUUAUGCCCAGCUCCAUCUUGGAUAUAAAAUUAUCUUUGAAGAUCACUUGAUUUUGAUUUAAAUAAAAGUCUUGC
Molecule: messenger RNA, 1301 nt
Organism: Centropristis striata (black sea bass)
Lineage: Eukaryota; Metazoa; Chordata; Actinopteri; Perciformes; Serranidae
Product: eukaryotic translation initiation factor 3 subunit H
Exons: 8
Coding region: 56-1081 (341 amino acids)
Cellular component (GO): cytosol; eukaryotic translation initiation factor 3 complex; cytoplasm
Molecular function (GO): translation initiation factor activity; metallopeptidase activity; protein binding
Source: RefSeq, a predicted model, not a curated record